Gopherus flavomarginatus (Mexican gopher tortoise) is the source of this 1663-nucleotide messenger RNA. It is a transcript of the gene GET3, whose product is annotated as guided entry of tail-anchored proteins factor 3, ATPase. Gene Ontology annotation, biological process: post-translational protein targeting to endoplasmic reticulum membrane. The record is from RefSeq and is a predicted model, not a curated record. Lineage: Eukaryota; Metazoa; Chordata; Testudines; Testudinidae. Gene Ontology annotation, cellular component: GET complex. The transcript is spliced from 7 exons. Gene Ontology annotation, molecular function: ATP binding; ATP hydrolysis activity. Bases 350 to 1399 code for a protein of 349 amino acids.
GCUUUUGGACGGAAGUGAGGCUGGGUGCGCCCCAUAAUCCAAAGAAUCAAUCAGCGCCUCUCUCUUUAGCCCAAUCACGUAAGGCGGAUGUCAUCGGGACCAAUCAGAUGAGGCGAAGGGGCGGAACUUUUCCGAGACAAACCAGGUGGGCGGGCUUCCUGAGUGACCCAGUCAGAUGAUGAGGGGGCGUGGUCGGACUGUACCAUUGCUCUGCACUGCGGGGCUAGGACAGUGAAAGUGACGGGUUAGGGCGGCACAGCCCUGUCUUCUGUCACUGCCUUUUCGUUCUGCGCUUCCUCCCUCCGCGAAUGGUCUGGCCCAGCACCGAGUCACGUGAGCCGGUUCCAAGAUGGCGGCGGCGGCGGGGCCCGGCUGGGGGCCGGAGGCGGACGAGUUCGAGGACGCCCCCGAUGUGGAACCGCUAGAGCCGACGCUGAGCAACAUCAUCGAGCAGCGGAGCCUCAAGUGGAUCUUCGUAGGGGGGAAGGGAGGAGUGGGCAAAACCACCUGCAGCUGCAGCCUGGCCGUGCAGCUGUCAAAGGUGCGUGAGAGCGUCCUCAUCAUCUCCACCGACCCAGCCCACAACAUCUCCGAUGCCUUCGACCAGAAAUUCUCCAAGGUCCCCACAAAAGUCAAGGGCUAUGAUAACCUGUUUGCAAUGGAGAUUGAUCCCAGCCUGGGGGUGGCUGAGCUCCCGGAUGAGUUCUUCGAGGAGGACAACAUGCUCAGUAUGGGCAAGAAGAUGAUGCAGGAGGCCAUGAGCGCCUUCCCCGGCAUCGAUGAGGCCAUGAGCUAUGCGGAGGUGAUGAGGCUGGUGAAGGGGAUGAAUUUCUCCGUGGUGGUGUUCGACACAGCCCCCACUGGGCACACCCUGCGACUGCUCAACUUCCCCACUAUCGUGGAGCGGGGCCUGGGCCGUCUGAUGCAGAUUAAGAACCAGAUUAGUCCCUUCAUAUCUCAGAUGUGUAACAUGCUUGGCCUGGGGGACAUGAACGCCGACCAGCUGGCCUCCAAGCUGGAGGAGACCCUCCCUGUCAUCCGGUCAGUGAGCGAGCAGUUCAAAGACCCGGAGCAGACCACCUUCAUCUGCGUCUGCAUCGCUGAGUUCCUGUCGCUCUACGAGACGGAGCGCCUCAUCCAGGAGCUGGCCAAGUGCAGGAUCGACACCCACAACAUCAUCGUCAACCAGCUGGUGUUCCCAGACCCAGAGAAGCCCUGCAAGAUGUGCGAGGCCCGGCACAAGAUCCAGUCCAAAUAUCUCGACCAGAUGGAGGACCUGUACGAAGACUUCCACAUCGUCAAGCUGCCGCUGCUGCCCCACGAGGUGCGAGGAGCCGACAAAGUCAACACCUUCUCCAGCCUCCUCCUGGAGCCCUACAAGCCGCCCAGCGCCAAAUAGGGACGCGCGGCCGCUGCUCUGGCCUGGAUCAUUCCACUUCGUCGGCUACACACCCGGACCCCGCCCCUGCAGAGCACAAUCCUUCCUGCCCUGUCUGUCACGUGAUGGGGAGACUUGCAGUCAGCAGGGGUGGGGGUCGUAUUUAUUUCCCCUUCCAAGGAGGGGCAGGAUCUCUCUGCCGCAGGCAGAAUACUGGAUUCCCCCCCCCUUUUAACACAUCCCCCCCAGUAGUCUCAAGGCUGCAUUAAAAACCAGCAAUUGCCA